Messenger RNA from Coregonus sp. 'balchen', 14268 nucleotides. Lineage: Eukaryota; Metazoa; Chordata; Actinopteri; Salmoniformes; Salmonidae. The record is from the annotation of a GenBank genome assembly.
AUGGCUGUCGUGUCGUGGAAGGAGGUCUUGCUUUUGAUCGGACUGGUGGUGGGAUGCUACUGGAACAGCCUGUCCUGUGGCUUUGUGUUCGACGAUGUCUCGGCCAUUCUGGACAACAAGGACUUGCGGCCCGCCACCCCACUCAGCAACCUGUUCUUCAAUGACUUCUGGGGCACGCCCAUGUCUGAGGUGAUGAAUCUAUCAUGAAAUAUCCUCGAGCUUGGGGAGGGAUACUUCGGUGCACGAGAUUACUUGUGACAUGUCAUGCACAAUGUCUUACUUUGUUUAUGCUCCCCUUGCAAAACAUGCAGAUGAUCAAGUAAAUAAGGAUUAUUUGAAUUUCAGCUGAGAAUAGUUCAAAUGUAAUUUACACUGAACAAAAAUAUAAACGCAACAUGUAAAGUGUUGGUCCCAUGUUUCAUGAGCUGAAAUAAAAGAUCCCUGACAUUUUCCAUACGCACAAAAAGCUUAUUUCUCUUACAUAUUGUUCACAAAUGUGUUUACAUCCCUGUUAGUAAUCAUUUCUCCUUUGCCAAGAUAAUCCAUCCACCUGACAGGUGUAGCAUAUCAAGAGGCUGAAUAAACAGCAUGAUCAUUACACAGGUGCACCUUGUACUGGGGACAAAAGGACACUAAUGUGCCGUUUUGUCACAUAACACAAUGCCACAGAUGUCUCAAGUUUUGAGGGAGAGUGCAUUGGCAUGCUGACUGCAGAAAUGCCCACCAGAGCUGUUGCCAGAUAAUUGAAUGUUAAUUUCUCUACCAUAAAAGUAGUUUUAGAGAAUUUGGCAGUAUGUCCAACCGGCCUCACAACCGCAGACCAUGUGUAUGGCGUCAUGUGGACAAGCGGUUUGAUGAUGUCAACGUUGUGAACAGAGUGCCCCAUGGUGGCGGUAGGGUUAUGGUAUGGGCAGGCAUAAGCUACGGACAACGAUCACAAUGGGCGUUUAUUGAUGGCAAUUUGAAUACAAAAGAAUACCAUUACGAGAUCCUGAGGCCCAUUGUGAGGCCCCUUUUUUCUAAGGUAUCUGUGACCAACAGAUGCAUGUCUAUAUUCCCAGUCGUGAAAUCCAUAGAUUGGGCCUCAUAAAUGUAUUUCAAUUGAUGGAUUUCCUCAUAUGAGCUGCAACUCAGUAAAAUCAAUGAACUUGUUGCGUUUUAUAUUUUUGUUCAGUAUAUGUUCAAUUAAUCAAUGGCUGUUGUGAAUAUUGGUGAACUUUGAUUCUUGGCAUAACUAUAGUCAGAUGAUUUGAUUGCAAGUACCAACAAAAUCACCUAAAUUCACAACAGCACUAUUCUCCCUCCCAUAUUUCUGUUUCUUACCACAGGAGAGGAGCCACAAGUCCUACCGGCCCCUGACCGUGCUCACGUUUAGGCUGAACUACGUCUUCAGUGAGCUGAGUUCUGCAUCCUACCACCUGCUCAACGUGGUGCUACAUGCCGUGGUGUGUCCGCUCUUCCUGCGCAUCUGUCGUCUCUUCCUGGACAAGACCUCCAGCCUGGUGGCGGCCCUGCUGUUUGCUGUGCACCCCAUCCACACAGAGGCCGUAAGUCUGCUCAUACUGUAGGCACAGAUCUAGGAACUAACUAAAUUAACUCUCCCUAAAUCCUUACCCCAACCAUUAACAGAUUUAAACAGAAGCAAGUAACGUUGAUACUAUUUGAGUUAUACGGACCUGCAUGCAUUAGUGACAUGAAAAGAAUGGAAUUCAAUACAAGUUGGACAUUGAGUUGGUUAAUGUCUGUUUCAAAUUAACUCAAUUGAACUAAUCUCAGUCAUUAAUGUCUACCUCAACAACAACUUCUCUCAUCUAGCAUAUUUGCUAACUCCCUUACCCCCAAUUUGUACUUGUAUUUCACCCCAUUCAACCGAGUUGCACCGGCGACCAGACAGGCCUUAGAAAACCUGAAAUGAAGAAUUAAAAAGAAAAACAGAAUAGUAAAACAAAGACAACAUUUUGCCACUCUGGAAAAGGGAGGUGUAAUAUUACACAGCUCUAGUGCUCCCUCGAACUCCCUCAUCUUCAUGUCAUUCUCUCCUUCAGCUGAGUGCAGCCUCUCAAUCGCUUGAAAGGACCCAUUUCACAAUUCACAAAGUAGCCCUUGGCCCGGCCAAUGGCCUUCACGUUAUCUUGGUCUGGAAUCUCUGUCUCAACGGAUAAUUUGUUUUUCAUUUGAAACACUGAGCAGUGAAGCUCCCCUUCAUGAUAAACAUGGACAAAGAGACCGUUGUGCGUGCCUCUGUCUUGUGAACGUCUUAGAAUGGCUUUCUUUUUGAACAUGUAGUUCAGAGUGUAUGUGUGCAUCUGUGUCUGGUAUCUGAACAUAUUCAACUAGAACUGUGUUUGUAUGACAUUGAUGAUCCUAAAGAUGGAACUGAAAGCUGCAUGCUUUGAAUAGUUUCAUUGGAUUCAAUAGUUGCAAGUGGUUGAGAGAUGAAAAUACUGCAUAAUAGUGAUGUCUGUCAACAUAUGUUGUCUAGAGGCUGACUGUCACUUGCCUGGCUACCCAAACUCCUUGCUUCGGCCUAAUGCUACGCCACACCUACGGACGUUCGUUUAUUCUCCGCAAUGAGUCUGGAUCUGAGUACAUCCCCUACGAUUUCUAGAUUGGAAAUACGUUCUAGACCGUCUGAUUGGUCCCAGAAAUCGUUGGGUUGGGCCAGAGCCAAAACACACGUGGGUAAAGCGACAUUUAGAAAAUGUGUCGUUGGCUUUGAUACUCUGAUUGGUUAGAGAUGACCAAUUGCUGAUCACUUUGUUUUGUACAACACCCCUCAUUUUGACGUCACCACAAAAUACUUCAGUAAUUGCAGCGGAAUAAUUCAGUUUGAGUAGGCAGGCAAGAUUGUCAUAGUCUAGUGAUUAGCAAUUGUGUGUCAGUCUUUGUGUUGUUCUUAGGACAUCUAUGCGGUAGAGGUCAGGUGAGUCAACCUCACCUGGAUCAUGUUCAGUACGGUUCUUAUUCUUACUGGUCAAGUUCAGUUAGUACCUCACUGUGUUUCAAAACAUUUUCUCCCUGCUAAACAUGACACAGAUUUGCUCUCCUCUUGGUCCAAGAUUUACCAGCCCCAGCUGCUCUCGUGAAAACAGGACAUGUGCAGUUCCAUGUGCUUCCAUAAGGUGGCAAUAAUCCUUCAUAUAUUUCUAUUAGAGGCCCCUGGCCGGCAGGAGCCAGUGUGAGUUACCUAUGUGGUCUGCCUCCAUGAUUUAGACCUAGGCUAGGUGGCGGGCAUAUUUUUCAUUUAAGGUCUUGUUGAGUGCAUAUUUUAGGUUAGCCUUUGUCAUGGACAAUCAGGUUUCAGCAGAUUUCAGGCAUGCCAGAGAGACCGAGGAGGAAGUGUUUUAAAGGAUGAUUGAUUGACGAGAAAACAUCUUUGUGCCAGAAACGUUGACUUUGACCAUUUACUUUCAACUUUGUGCCUCUGACAGGUGAUGGCUGUCAUGGGGAAAGUGGACCUCAUCGAUUCAUUGAUGAAAGAAGAACAUAUUUGUGCCAAAGAUUUUAUUUUUGGUUCCUCUGGCAGGUGACUGGUGUUGUAGGAAGAGCGGAGCUCCUGUCCUCCAUCUUCCUUCUGGCUGCAUUCCUGGCCUACACCAGAUCGAAAGGAGCCGACCACUCCAUCGGUGAGUCUACUGUAGCCCGCCACCAAUAUUGUCCCUGUGUUUGUUGUGUACACACACGGGUUUGAGGAAAACAAGACAAGAAGAUGCAUGCUCCCACUUGCUAGUCUGUCAUUCGGUGAGUCUACUGUACCCCUCCCCCCAUUUUUUGCAUGCAUUUUUGUUGCGCGCAUUCACGCAAACAGGGCCUUCAGAGAACAAUAAGACACAUGCCCUGACUUGUUAGCUACCGCCUCUAACCUUCUCCGGAUUUGAUUUCUGAGGGAUGAUGGUUAUCACGAGAGAGGGAUGAAUGGGGAAGUGACUGUUUUCUCCCUCCUAAAUUCAAGGAAAUGAACAACGUAACAAUUCAUUGUCAUUAUCUUAUCUUACCAAGGUGAUCUAGCCUCAGUAGGGCCAGUUUUAGAGAGGUUCAUUGAGUUUUGUUGCCUUAUACAGCCUUUAACCAAAUACAAAAUUCAAUAUUGUACCAGUAACUGCCAAAAUAAUGGAAACACUUAAGUAAAUGAUGGAUACAAAGUAUAUUGAAAGCAGGUGCUUCCACACAGGUGUGGUUCCUGAGUUGAUUAAGCAAUUAACAUCCCAUCGUGCUUAGGGUCAUGUAUAAAAAUGCUGGGCAGCCCAUUAUUUUGGCUACCAUGGCUAUGGCCCCAUAGGAUGACAAUGCCCCCAUCCACAGGGCACGAGUGGUUACUGAAUGGUUUGAUGAGCAUGAAAACGAUGUAAACCUUAUGCCAUGACCGUCUCAGUCACCAGAUCUCAACCCAAUUGAACACUUAUGGAAGAUUCUGGAGCGGUGUCUGAGACAGAAUUUUCCACCACCAUCAACAAAACACCAAAUUAUGGAAUCUAUUGUGAAAGAAUGGUGUCGCGUCCCUCCAAUAGAGUUCCAGACACUUGUAGAAUCUAUGCCAAGGUGCAUUGAAGCUGUUCUCGCUCGUGGUGGCCCAACCCCCUAUUAAGACACUUUAUUUUGGCAGUUACCUGUAUGUUGUUAUUCUUAUACCAGACAAACUAGUUCUUAGGCUUUACCUUCCAUCAAGCUCUCAUUGCAUCUGUUGUGUCCCUUGGAUCUUCAAACAGUUCUGGAACACACACUUUUUCAACUAUCUGCAUUUCUUAUGUCAAACAGUCAAUCGAAUUUGCAUGCAAGGAACAAAAACUUUUUCCACAAGUACAUAGAGUAGCCAGCCAAAUAGAAAAAGUAGCUGUCUGGGGGGGGCUUUCCCCCCUGUUUUGGUAACCUCUGGUACAUUCUAAUGCCUUGAUUCCAUCUGAAAUACACAGCGAAAUUAUUGUAUACUUUAUCGAGUUUACCUCCCAGAUUAGAAAAAUUACUAGUGGUAUUGUGUUGAAAGACAUGACUUUACAAUUGUAAUUACUGAAAAUGUAUUAAUUCAGUGUAUUGUUAGUUGUUUUGGAUAUUGUCUAGGUCUAGGCCUAUAUGAUCAGGACCAUUAGGGGAAGUAAUAGAACAUGAAACCCUUUUUAACAUUUAACCGGUCUUCUCUUGAGAUUAAAGUCUUACAGUUUUACUGCAAGAUAUGAAUUGCCACAAUGAUGUUGGUUCUUCAAAUUAUGUAUUUUAUUAAAACCGAUAAGCGUAGGCUGCUUUGUAGUUAACAUUUGAGUAUGUAUUUGGGAAAGCCCUUCCUUCUACCAGAAUACUGUUUUCAUUAGCAACAUCGCUAACGGCUACACAAGGUGGUAGACCUGCACGCACACACACAGAUGGGCAUUCUUGUUGUCCCAUCAGAAAGUAGCAGGAAUAUGAAUCGCUGAUGCAUUCUGUUCAUGUCUUAUGAUAAACUUGGGCAAAUGUAGUAAUAUUGGGGAACACUUACACAUGUUUUUUUCAUCCUAUUUUAAAUAACUAGUAGAUAAUAGGCUUUAUGACACUGUCAUGGAGCAUUAUGACCAUCCUGUGUCACUUUACUUGGACUAAGAUAAUACACUUUAUGACAUUGUCAAGAAGCAUUAUGACCAUCAUAUAAGACAGUGGGGAGAACAAGUAUUUGAUACUCUGCCAAUUUUGCAGGUUUUCCUAAUUACAAAGCAGUAGAGGUCUGUAAUUUUUAUCAUAGGUACACUUCAACUGUGAGAGACGGAACCUAAAACAAAAAUCCAGAAAAUCACAUUGUAUGAUUUUUAAGUAAUUAAUUUGCAUUUUAUUGCAUGACAUGAGUAUUUGAUACAUCAGAAAAGCAGAACUUAAUAUUUGGUACAGAAACCUUUGUUUGCAAUUACAGAGAUCAUACGUUUCCUGUAGGUCUUGACCAGGUUUGCACACACUGCAGCAGGGAUUUUGGCCCACUCCUCCAUACAGACCUUCUCCAGAUCCUUCAGGUUUCGGGGCUGUUGCUGUUGCUGGGCAAUAUGGACUUUCAGCUCCCUCCAAAGAUGUUCUAUUGGGUUCAGGUCUGGAGACUGGCUAGACCACUCCAGGACCUUUAGAUGCUUCUUACGGAGCCACUCCUUAGUUGCCCUGGCUGUGUGUUUCGGGUCGUUGUCAUGCUGGAAGACCCAGCCACGACCCAUCUUCAAUGCUCUUACUGAGGGAAGGAGGUUGUUGGCCAAGAUCUCGCGAUACAUGACCCCAUCCAUCCUCCCCUCAAUACGGUGCAGUCGUCCUGUCCCCUUUGCAGAAAAGCAUCCCCAAAGAAUGAUGUUUCCACCUCCAUGCUUCACGGUUGGGAUGGUGUUCUUGGGGUUGUACUCAUCCUUCUUCUUCCUCCAAACACGGCGAGUGGAGUUUAGACCAAAAAGCUCUAUUUUUGUCUCAUCAGGCCACAUGACCUUCUCCCAUUCCUCCUCUGGAUCAUCCAGAUGUUCAUUGGCCUGGACAUGUGCUGGCUUGAGCAGGGGGACCUUGCAUGCGGUGCAGGAUUUUAAUUCAUGACGGCGUAGUGUGUUACUAAUGGUUUUCUUUGAGACUGUGGUCCCAGCUCUCUUCAGGUCAUUGACCAGGUCCUGCCGUGUAGUUCUGGGCUGAUCCCUCACCUUCCUCAUGAUUAUUGAUUCCCCACAAGGUGAGAUCUUGCAUGGAGCCCCAGACCGAGGGUGAUUGACCGUCAUCUUGAACUUCUUCCAUUUUCUAAUAAUUGCGCCAACAGUUGUUGCCUUCUCACCAAGCUGCUUGCCUAUUGUCCUGUAGCCCAUCCCAGCCUUGUGCAUGUCUACAAUUUUAUCCCUGAUGUCCUUACACAGCUCUCUGGUCUUGGCCAUUGUGGAGAGGUUGGAGUCUGUUUGAUCGAGUGUGUGGACAGGUGUCUUUUAUACAGGUAACGAGUUCAAACAGGUGCAGUUAAUACAGGUAAUGAGUAGAGAACAGGAGGGCUUCUUAAAGAAAAACUAACAGGUCUGUGAGAGCCGGAAUUCUUACUGGUUGGUAGGUGAUCAAAUACUUACAGUGGGGAGAACAAGUAUUUGAUACACUGCCGAUUUUGCAGGUUUUCCUACUUACAAAGCAUAUAGAGGUCUGUAAUUUUUAUCAUAGGUACACUUCAACUGUGAGAGACGGAAUCUAAAACAAAAAUCAAGAAAAUCACAUUGUAUGAUUUUUAAGUAAUUAAUUUGCAUUUUAUUGCAUGACAUAAGUAUUUGAUCACCUACCAACCAGUAAGAAUUCCGGCUCUCACAGACCUGUUAGUUUGGAUUUUUGUUUUAGAUUCCGUCUCUCACAGUUGAAGUGUACCUAUGAUAAAAAUUACAGACCUCUAUAUGCUUUGUAAGUAGGAAAACCUGCAAAAUCGGCAGUGUAUCAAAUACUUAUUCUCCCCACUGUAUGCAGUGUAUCAAAUACUUGUUCUCCCCACUGUACAUGCCCUUAUAUCAGUCAUCAGUCAAAAAGAGUUGUCCUGCUCCUGAAAUCUGCUACUGCAUUCAUCCCAGUCAUCAGAAACAGACCAUUGGGGUAGGUGCAUGUCCGACAUCAGUGUGCACAAUUGCAAUGAUAAUUUAAUCCAGAAUGAGGCUCUGUUUUUGCCUUACGUAACCUUCUUUCUUAUUUAACCAUACCAAAUGUAACAUACAGUAUCAUACUAACUUGAGUGUCCCGGAUUUACGUUUACUAUGUUAAGUCUACUCUGUGAGACCAGUCUGUAACGAGAUGCUCAUGUCUCUGCCCUAAAAAUGGGAGUCGUUGUCCCAAAGAUGGGAAGGCGGGUGACAAGCUUAGGUCCAAAAUAAACCCAUAGAAACGCAUUGGGCUUAUUUUGGACAGAUUUGGACAGAGUGAAACCUCUCGCUUCGCCUCUUCCGCUCUGCUGCGUUUCCCCACUAGAAUAUGCAUUUUAGCGGGAGUUGGCUUGACGGACUAGCGAGUUUAAACUUUUAAAUGAAAAGAAGCCUAGUUAAUAUGAAGUGGGAAAUGUAGCCUGCUGAAAAUGAGUCUGUAACUGACUGAUUAGCCGACAGCCUGCGCUAAUGGAAAACACUGAAUUUUGCCUCCCAUUUCAACAGGAGUCAAAUGUCAAAACAAAAAAGUGUAUACUCUGCAAAUAUGAAUGAGAUACUAAAAAAUAUAUUCCAUUUUUGAUUUUCAUGUAAUACACAUUUUUCACAAAACAUGACAACAAUGUAUAUUCAACUGGGCCUAUAGUCUAUGUUCAACAUUUUCCUCCACAUACAAUUUACAAAGACACAUUCAAACAGCCAGGUGUGUUUAUAACAAGCAAGCUGAUGUUUUGCAUCAUUCUGGCUGAAUUUAGGGUAGGCAACAACAGGCUAGAGAUGAAUACGGCAUAAAGCAAGUGGUGUGGAAAUGCAUUUCCUUUCAAUAAUAACUGCUGUACUGGUUCUGCUAUACUGCGAUAACAGAAAUUAAGCAGUAAGAAGGGUAAAACACAACUAGCUAGUCUUCUGUGAGUGUUGUAGAAUACUAUAAAACAAGUCCUGAAGCCUAAAAAGACAAAGUGGCAAUUGUUCAGUUUUACCAAAGGCACGUGAGAUUUAAGAGCUCAAAUGGGUGGGAACGUCGUAUACUGUAGGCUUAGCUAUAUGUUUAUUUUAGAACCUUCACUAGAAAGUGCCUUUCCCACUGUGAAUCUUGUAACCGGUACGUAUGGUUACCAGGUGAAUGUGUGAAACAACCUUCCCUUCGGCGGGUCCUGAGGUCCUUGACCUAGAGCAAAGGUAGGCAGCCCUGCUCAUAUGUUUUUGAAUUAACAGACCAGGAAGACCAGGUGUGUUGAAUUUAGGCAAUCACUGAACUGAUCAAUUAGCUCAGAUGGUCAGGUGUGGUGCCUAGUUGGAGCAAAAUCCUGCAGUACCUGCGGCCCUCCAGGAACAGGGUUGCCUACCCCUGACCUAGAGUAUCAUCUCAACCAUUCUUCCUAACCACAGGCACCAUCUAAUACUUACUAUUCUGAUGGGUUUCGAUGGGGAUUCAUUCCAGGGGCCUUUAGAUGAACACACUGUGUCUAAUUUCACUAUAAAGUCCACUAUAAAUCCAACUGACCGAAUAGAAUGGUUUCCAAGGCUCUUUAGUUGUUUAGUUUUGUUCUUGAGUGAAGGUUCUGGCAACAUGAAAAGGACAGAAAGCCCUGCACACUAUAUACCGGGUCUUUCUGUCCUUUUCGUGUGUACUCAUUAGACCAGCACCUACGUUUUAUUAGGAUAUGAUUGUGUGUAUGAGUAUGACCUCUGGCAACAUCCCAUUCUUUAUGUUCCUCCUUUUUUGACUUUCUCUCUAGUGUGGACUCCCAUUGCUGUGACCGUGGUUUUGGUGGCUGCAGCCACGUUAUGCAAGGAGCAGGGAGUCACGGUCAUCGGUAUCUGCUGUGUCCAUGAGGUGUUUGUUGCACAAGGGGUAAGACACCGCAGGACAGGGCCGGUAACCUCACUCCACAGUGCAACACGCCGUCGCUCCAACCAUCACACUGCACGGUCACGCCCUCACUGACAAAACCCCAGUAAUAGAUUUGAGUUAUGGGACGAUUCUUUUUUUGUUGAACUGGCUACCUCCCAUUUUUAUUACAAAAGGGGUACUUGAGAGAGGAAUGAUGGUGAGCAGCUGUUUUGUCGGCUCUCCUUCCCCUUGGUCAAAAAUAGACAAAUUAGUUACAUGAUACACAAUCAUUAGAGAGCCAAAGCUAAAGGCCUUAAUUUUGAUAAAGUGUCCUAAAUAUUAAAGAAUUUUGAUCCAUCUGGGUAUACAGUGCAUUCGGAAAGUAUUCAGACCCUUUACUUUUUCCACAUUUUGUUACGUUACAGCCUUAUUUGAAAAUGGAUUAAAUUCAUGUUUUUCCUCAUCUACACACAAUACCCCAUAAUUAUGUAAAAACAGGUUGUUACAUAAUUAUUCAGACCCUUUGCUAUGAGACUCGAAAUUGAGCUCAGGUGCGUCCUGUUUCCAUUGAUCAUCCUUGAGAUGUUUCUACAACUUGAUUGGAGUCCACCUAUGGUAAAUUCAAUUGAUUGGACAUGAUUUGGAAAGGCACACAACUGUCUAUAUAAGGUCCCACAGUUGACAGUGCAUGUCAGAGCAAAAACCAAGCCAUGAGGUUGAAGGAAUUGUCCGUAGAGCUCCGAGAUAGGGUUGUGUCGAGGCACAGAUCUGGGGAAGGGUCCCAAAAAAUCUUUGCUGCAUUCUAGAUCCCCCAAAACACACUGGCCUCCAUCAUUCUUAAAUGGAAGAAGUUUAGAACCACCAAAACUCUUCCUAGAGCUGGCCGCCCGGCCAAACUGAGCAAUCGGGAGAGAAGGGCCUUGGUCAGGGAGGUGACCAAGAACCCAAUGGUCACUCUGACAGAGCUCCAGAGUUCCUCUGUGGAGAUGGGAGAACCUUCCAGAAGGACAACCAUCUCUGCAGCACUCCACCAGUCAGGCAUUUGUGGUAGAGUGGCCAGACGGAGGAAACUCUUCAGUAAAAGGCACAUGCCAGCCCGCUUGGAGUUUGCCAAAAGGCACCUAAAGGACUCUCAGACCAUGAGAAACAAGAUUCUCUGGUCUGAUGAAACCAAGAUUGAACUCUUUGGCCUGAAUGCCAAGUGUCACGUCUGGAGGAAACCUGGCACCAUCCCUACGGUGAAGCAUGGUGGUGGCAGCAUCAUGCUGUGGGGAUGUUUUUCAGCGGCAGGGACUGGGAGACUAGUCAGGAUCGAGGGAAAGCUGAACGGAGCAAAGUACAGAGAGAUCGUUGAUGAAAACCUGCUCCAGAGCGCUCAGGACCUCAGUCUGGGGUAAAGGUUCACCUUCCAACAGGACAACGACCCUAAGCACACAGCCAAGAAAGCGCAGGAGUGGCUUCGGGACAAGUCUCUGAAUGUCCUUGAGUGGCCCAGCCAGAGCCCGGACUUGAACCUGAUCGAACAUCUCUGGAGAGACCUGAAAAUAGCUGCGCAGCGACGCUCCUCAUCCAACAUGACAGCGCUUGAGAGGAUCUGCAGAGAAAAAUGGGAGAAACUCCCCAAAUACAGGUGUGCCAAGCUUGUAGCGUCAUACCCAACAAGACUCGAGGAUGUAAUCCCUGCCAAAGGUGCUUCAACCAAGUACUGAGUAAAGGGUCUGAACACUUAUAUAAAUGUGAUAUUUCCGGGGGGUUUUCUAAAAAAAAUUGCAAAAAAACUGUUUUUGCUUUGUCCUUAUGGGGAGUGUGUCGAUUUGAUGAGGGGAAAAAAACAAUUUAAUCCAUUUUAGAGUAAGGCUGUAAACGUAUCAAAAUGUGGAAAAAGUCAAGGGGUCUGAAUACUUUCCGAAUGCACUGUAAAUGAUCAGUGUUUCUCAACCGGAGGUCGACUAGACUAGAAUGAAAAAGCUACAGUACACAAAACUGGCCUCACCCCAUCAUUAUUCCCUUUUACAGAUCAGUCAGUUAAUUUUUUAUCUCUCUCUUUCUCUACUCUCUCCCCCUCCUCUUUCUCAGUUCACGCUGCCCAUGCUGCUGUACACACUCCUCCAGGUGCUGAGGGGUAAAGAUGGUUUCCCCUAUGCUGUCCUGCAGACGCUCCUCAAGCUCAUAGUCCUCAUCAUCAGCACCUUGCUGCUGGUCAUCAUCAGGGUCCAGGUCAUCCAAUCACAGCUUCCUGUCUUUACCAGGUGGGUGGAGCCGUGGAUGUGUUUCCAUGGCAAUGGACAUUUAGUUUUUCUAUUGAAGCCAUGAUCCGGGAAAUGUAGAUUCCAUGUUUCUGCUCAUGGUAGCCAUGCCACUUGGAACAGUACAUUGUCAGUUACCCAAUCAAUGAACAUUGUUUGACCUUAAAGGUGUAGGCCUAGAUACAGUGAGAAACAGAUCUUGUUUACAAGAUCGAUUGAAUACAUAUUGGACCUGCAUUUUCAUGGUGGCGAAAUGUUUUCUUUGCGGUUUGAAGGGCUGUUGUUGCAGUUCCCGAGAUGGCAUAAAGCAGAUAUACAGGCUGGUGAAACCAACAGCCACAAAUCAAGUGGAAAUGGAACACAAACAAGGGCAUAAUUCACACAUGGCUAGAUGUCAAACGCGUUAUAUUGGAUCUAUUAUCCAUCAUUUGAUUACGCAAUUGUUUACAUAACAAAAUAAAAUGCAUUGCCGUGUGAACAUAAUUACACCGGUAGCUUUCUGGUGAGUGUUUGGCUUUCUGACUAACCAGACCUAACAAGUUUCAGCUGAGCUUUGUGGUGGUGGAAAACAUUCCUGUCAUGCCGCCAUUAGCUAAAACAGUGUUCUCUGCAUCUGGGAAAGUUACCAGGACCCCAUUCCAGAACACCCUUACCAAAGAACAGGCCGCUGGCGCCUGGCCUGGUUUGACUUUUCCCAUGUAAUGGUUACAAGAGGUUACAACUGUCCAGUGUAUUUUAAAAGGAUACUGAGUGCGAAGUGCUAACCACCCAGCUUUGAAGUAGUUAGGUCUAUUUCCCUGUAUUUGAGAGGAGCAAGCUACUGUACCUAGAUAUUUGAGUGGAGCUAGCAACUGUACCUGGAAAUCCAAGCAUUUGCACUAAGCUAACAAUAAGCUAAAGUCAAUUGUCUUCAAACUGCACGCAGAGACAUACAAAUGGUAUCCUUGCGGUAUUUAAUGUUAAUAUGCGUGGGGAUUGGGCCCUAUCCUAUGUCAGUGGUCGACUGUACAUGAAACAUGUCUUGCACAAUGUAGUUACAACAUGUUACAAAGAGGUUACAACAGUCCAGUGUAUGUUAAACUGCGUGGUUGGGGUCCUAUUCUAUGUAAUUGGUAUGCAGUGAAAUAUGGAUUGUAUUUCAAAGCUUGAGAGGUUGGACGAGUGAGUGAGCAGUCACUGUGGCCCUGUGACUGGGGUAAUUGUAGGGCGGCGCAGCGGUUGUUAAAAGUAUUGGGAAAUACAACCCACGUUGACGGAUAUGUUGCAGACAUAUUUUGGAAAUCCAGGAAUAGAAACUAAGUCCAUGAUCAAAUUCUAUAAUUCCCCAAUGGAAUGUGAAAUAUUGUUUUUGGUUCCAAGUGUUAACCUAAACAGGGUCAGGGAGUCAGAAGAACUCGGGAACAUUUUAACUCUCCAUAAUUUAGGAAUCUCCAGUCACAGACAUAAACAACCUGAUGGCAUUACGUAGAUAACAUUCCUAAACGUUAGUUUAUAUUUAAAUUCUUCAUCAAUUCAUCCACUGGCAGUCUCCAGAUUGUAUCGCUUAAUUAGUGUUAUCAGAAAAAUAACUAGUUCCCAGACAUAACAAUGGUGCAUAUUUGGAUACUCACUAUAUUUAUGUGUAGGAGCUAACAGUAAUUGGUUUAACCCUUAUAUAUGACGUCUGAAUGGUGCUCCUCAGCGCCAUGGAGACAACGGCCCCAUCACAAAUGGCACCCAAUUCCCUAAAUAAUGCACUACUUUUGACCAAAGCCCUAUGGGUCCUGGUCAAAAGUAGUGCACUACAUUGGGAAUAGGGAGCCAUUUGGGACACAGACUAUAACAUUCAUGGUCCUGAGGAAUGAGAAUCAUGAAUGCCAGUCCAUUCACAAAGUUAUGAGGGAAAAGGAUAAAUGGGAGGUAGUGCAGGCUCCACAAAGAUGAUGGCGCAGCCACGGUAGCAUACAGUAUUUGUGCAAGGAUGUUUCUUGAGUGCUAAUAAAUGCUAAAUUGGCACAAAAUGGUUCUCAGAAAAUAAAGUACCUCUUCUCAGAUACUCCUCUCGUCCACACCCUCUUUGUCUAGUCAAGUGUGUGCCUGUCCUAACCCAACUUUUUAUUAAUUGUCCUCUCUCUCUCUCUCUCUCUCUCUCUCUCUCUCUCUCUCUCUCUCUCUCUCUCUCUCUCUCUCUCUCUUUCUCUCUCCCCCACCCCCAUCCCUAUUCUUUCUAUCCCCAGGUUUGACAACCCAGCGGCGGUCAGCCUGACUCACCCCCUCUCCCCUUCACCCUCACCAUUUUUGUAACCCAACUUGUCAUUAUGAUUUUCAUUCACCCUCCAUUUUUCUCUCGCCCUUUAUUUCUCUCACCUCCCUCUCCAGGUUUGACAACCCUGCGGCGGUCAGCCCCACUCCGGCCAGGCAGCUGACCUUCAACUACCUGCUGCCAGUGAACGCCUGGCUCCUUCUCAACCCAUCAGAGCUGUGCUGUGACUGGACCAUGGGGACCAUUCCUCUGGUGGAGAGUCCUCUGGACCUCAGGAACAUGGCCACCCUGGCCUUCUACAGCCUCCUGGGCCUGCUGGCCUACCACAGCCUGCGCCACUCAAACUCCUCCGCCAAGACCGUCCUCAUG